CGGCGGCCAGGGCGGCAGCGGCGGGCGAGGAGAACAGCGCAGCGGGCCCCGCCGCUUUCUGUUUAUACAGUGGCCCCCAGGAGUAGGGGUGCAGGGGCGGCUGGGGUGCUGGAGGGGAGAGCAGCAGAGCAGGCAGGAGCCAGAGGAAGUCCCCCCGCCCCGGGACGCUGCGGGAAAACGGUGAACACCGGAGGGGGCGGGGCGGCUCUGCGGAGGGACGCGGCCGCUGAGGGCCUGGACGGAGGUCUGCAGGUCUGAGGCGCUGAGUGUCGCGGCGGCGCGCCGGCGGCGAGAAUCGGGAGGAGGAGGAGACCGCAAGGAUAGGCCCAGGAGCUAUGGAGUCCAAAGAAGAGCAAACAUUCACCAACAUGGAGAAUGCUCAGAAGGAAAAGGAAGAAAAGCGGCAAAUUACUAAUAAAGAGGAGCCCAUGGCCCUCCCUUUGGAAGCUGAAGAAUACUUGGUGCCUAGAGGAAACCGUAGACGGUUCCGCACUAGGCAGCCCAUUGUGCAUUACAGAUGGGAUAUGAUGCAUAGGCUUGGAGAGCCACAGGCCAGGGUGAGAGAAGAAAAUAUGGAAAGGUUUGGGGAGGAGUUGAGACAGCUGAUGCAGAAGCUGCAGGAAAAGCAGUUGAGUCACAGUUUGCGGGCUGUCAGUACUGACCCCCCUCACCAUGACCACCAUGAUGAGUUCUGCCUUAUGCCCUGAAUCCUGAUGCUUUCCCUCAAGUUCACAGAGAGCCCCUGAUUCCCAAGUUUACACGUUUGUGAUGUACUGUUGGUGUAAACCUUUUGAUGUCACCCAUUCUCUUUGGUCUCCUCUUAUCAGCUUCUAAUUGAAUGUUGUAUUUUUGAUCCAGUUGGUAAGACUUUCGUUUGCAGAAGAAUUUUGCCUAUUGCAUGGAAAGAUGUUCAUUAUAUAUUGUGAAAUUAAUAAAGCAGUUUAAAAAGCUA
Messenger RNA from Oryctolagus cuniculus (rabbit), 952 nucleotides. It is a transcript of the gene BEX1, whose product is annotated as brain expressed X-linked 1. Gene Ontology annotation, biological process: signal transduction. The record is from RefSeq and is a predicted model, not a curated record. Gene Ontology annotation, molecular function: signaling receptor binding. Lineage: Eukaryota; Metazoa; Chordata; Mammalia; Lagomorpha; Leporidae. Gene Ontology annotation, cellular component: nucleus; cytoplasm.